GGUGCCCCCUUGCGGCUGAAGCCGAAGCGGCGGUGUCGGUGUGAGGCGCGGGCGGCAUGAGCAGGAGGCACCGCGGCGGCGGCUGAGGCCGCGGCGGGGCGGGACCGUUGCCGAGCUGAGGAGCCAGGAAGGAGCCAGAGAUGGCGGUGGUGGCGGCGGUUCCGGUGGCGGCGGCGGGUUCAAGCGGGCCGCCGCUCCUGGCCGCUUCCGUCCUCCUGCCGGCGCUGAUGCUCUUGCUGCUCCCGCCGCAGCCGCCUCACGCCGUGGAAGGCGCCGGCCUGACGGAGAACGUGAUCUGGGCGGUCAACGCGGGCGGGGAGGCCCAUGUGGACGUCCACGGCAUCCACUUCCGGAAGGACCCCCUCGAAGGACGGGUGGGACGAGGUGAGAACGUCCAGACGGGCCUGGUCAGCCUGUGGAACUCACUGCCACAGGAGUUGAGGGGGGAGGGGGGACGCGUAAUUCAAUAUCUCUCAUCACCACCACCAGGAAUAAUACACCUACACGUGAAGGAUUGUCCUUAGCAAUCAUAGUCUCUGCACCCACAUUUUAAUUUUUUUAAAAAGGACCUAAGGCAGCCAACUGACUAUAGCAGGGAAAGGGAUUCUCCCAUAGGUUUUGCACUACUGCCCCAAAAUGGGGAGUUGUAGCCCAAAACAUCUGGACCAACCCACCCCUUUCCUGGAAAAAGGUUGCCUUAGGUGGCUUCUGUUAAAAGCAGCAGGGAGAAAUGGGGUGGUUUGUUGGGUGUAAUAAUAAAAUGCAGCUUUCAUGCGCAGGGGUAGGAUGCCUGAUGUGGUAGCGGUGAGAACAACUAUGGCGUCCUGCAUACCAGCUCUUAGAGCAUUUGUUGCAGACACUGGGUGCUAGGUGGUCAUCAACCUUUUUUUUGACUCUGCACCCACCUUUAAUCUGGACACUUGUUUGGGGGCCCAUUUCUUAAUUUUCUACAGUAUAUUUCUAUGGUGGAAGUGCUGCUGCUGUGACUCACCUUGGAUCAGGCUGUGACCAGGUAGGGUCACAACCCACCAGUUGAAGACAGAUGAGGGUAGAGGCUUAUAAAGUUAUGCAUGGUGCAUAUAGUUGUUUUUCUUGUUUGGUGCUAGAAUUCAGAGUUGUCAAUGGAGGCUAUUGGCAGAUAGGUUCAGGAUUAGAAGGAGCACUUCUUCAUAUAGCACAUAAUGUGGACUUUGACAAUUUGGUGCCCUCCAGUUCUUUGGGGUUGAUGGGCAUUGUAGUCCCAAUCAGCACAUCCGUGUAUGAUGCUGAGGCUGGUGGAAGUUUUAGCUUAAAACGACUAGGUUGAGGAAGGCUGCUAUAAUGGAACUUGCAGUUGUUAGAAGGAAUGGCAUAGCCAGCCACUAGGUGGUUUUGUGUAGGCAACUUCAUGGAUUAAGAUAAAUCUUAUCAAUUGCUGCUUGCCAUGUUAACUACGUGGAACUAUAUGCAGAGGCAGCACAUCUGUGAAUGUGAUGCAACUAGAGUGGCUCCUUUGGAGAUAGAAUGCUGAACUAAGGGGGCUUUGGUCUGGUUCAGCAGGGCAAUUCUUUAUAUUAUUACUCCAACAAGUCUGCUGCUGCUUCCUUUCCUAAGAGUCCUUUCCACUGGAAUUAUAAAGCCAUGCUCUUGUUUAGCUCCAGAUUGACUGAGCUGGAUUAAUGUCAUUAGUAGCAGUAAGAUGCCAUGUGGAAUGUUCAUGCCUGCUAACAUGAAUUGGAAGCACUAACUGAGAAAGAAACUACCCUGCUCUUAACAACAAAACUCUGGCUAAAGUGGGUUAUGUGACCCUAUAGUUACUGUAUGAUGCAAUAGUGGUUAAUAAUAGUUUGAAGCUGGUGUAGCAGCUGAGAUGGUAGCCUGGAAAGUCCCCAGUUCAAAUAUUACCCCAGCAGUGAACUCCCUGGGUUGCUUUAGGCAAGCUAUUCUCUGAUGCACAGCCAGUCUCUUACCCCACCCACUGAGGUGCAAACUUGGGACAAUGGCCUACCUUGCACGUUGUUCUGAUGGUUCUGAGAGAAUGUAGGCAAAAUGCUUAGAACACUCUAAAACACUAGAGUCAAUUGCAAAAAAAAUCAUAUUAUUUGCCAUAUAAAUUCUAGUUUUCUUUAUGCUAGAAUAAAGUAUUGUCUGCUUUUAUUUUUUUACUUGUUGAAAGCAUUCUUACCCCCUAUCCCCCAAUUUUCAGCUUUAAAAAGCCCUCAGAGCAUCUUACAAAUCAGUUUAAAAAAGAGAGAAUCCCUGUCCUCAGGGGUGGUUUUUUUUUGUUCUCUGGGCUCCUGCCUUGUCUCCUGGGCAAGUUGUCUUUUUGUCCCACAUUCCACUUCUCCUGCACCCAUAUUUGCAUUCACAGAACCCCACCAUAUUUCCUAUGCUAUCAUCAUGUCAACUCUCCUUUCUUUAGAAGUAGAAAUUCAAAGCAGCACAAUAUUAUUCCACCUUGCCACUCUCUUGAGCUAUAAAAUGCUUAGGGUAACCCAUCUCCUGUGACCUUGAAAGGUUGCUCCCACUGUCCCUCCUGUUUGCUGCAAUGGCCUGCUUCCCUUCGUUCUGCUCUUCCUUCACCCAGGACUGAGCCAGCUUCUGUCUCUUUUGCUCCACACAACCACUCCAUUUGUGUCCUCUUUUCACCCAGAUCCCUUUCUAAAUGCACACUGCAUUGGCCUCUCUUGCGGCUGGACUUUGUCCCUUCAGGGGCUGUCCCCCUUUCCCUUAUAAUCCGCAUAGCUAGCUUAUGAACAGGGAACAGCAAACAUGGGGAACUGGACACUUAAUGAGCAUGUGGUCUGUUCCCAUUUUGGUUGGUGCACGACACAGGGUGGGGUGGGUUUCUGUAGAGAUGGGUGGGGUGACUGCUGACUCUUGCUAAAAUGAGUUCCACGAAGGUUCCAGGUGCUUUUCUUGGGAACCGUUUGUGGUUACUGUAAGCCGGAAGCUGCUUAUUAUCAGACUCAUAGCUGCUUGUGUUACAAGACGGCCCCAACCAUUUUUUUCCUUUUUAUUUACAUAUUCACUGUUAACCUUCUCCUUCCUUCUGUGCUGUGCUGAUCCUUUCAGGUGUUGGAGGACAGCAUAUGUUAAGUCAUUGCUCAGCUUCUUAAAGAGAGCCCCUUGUGUUCGCUGUCAUUUACCCAGAAGUUCACUAUCCUUCCAGGCUAAUUUCACCAAGGUGGAUGUGUGUGUUGCUUUCUCUCUCGCUUGGCUGCAGUUUUUCUUCUUACAUCUAAUCCAAACUCUUGGCUUACGCUGGCUGCUGGCGUCUGUGCCUGCUAAUUGUCAGGUAGCCAGCCAAAUCUAGGCUGAGAGGCAAACUUCUGCAAGGAGAUUUCAAGUGUAUAAAGGACUUUGCCACAAAACUGCAGUGCACAGUUGUACACUUCCGUCUUGUUGGGGUGGGGAGGCAUGCUGGGGAAAACGUCUUAACAGACUCCAUGAUUGUGCAAUACAGGUUGUAAGCUGCAGUCAUGUUUCUAGUCUACCAUGCAUUCUAGUCUUGCUCAAUAUCUUGCUUAGCAGAGGGUGGAAAUUUCAAGGAAGCACAUUUGGAUGAAAUGUUAGGAGACACUUGCUAAUGAUUAGAGCUGUUUGACAAUGGAAUAGGCUGCCUUGGCAGAUGGCAGGCUCUCUGUAAGCAGAGGUGGGAUGGUUCUCUGAGGUGUUGUAAGAUUCCUGUACUGGGUAUUGGGGUUGGACUAGAUUACCUUUAGAAUCACUUUCCAAAUUUAAAGUUCUAGGAUGUGGUUUUGAAGUAUAUCCCUUUCUUGUAAUCAUGUUGCAGAAGCUUCUUGUCUUCUUGUUUCAAAUAUUCUUAGCACCAUUGUACCAAGUAAAAAUCCAGAUUUCUCACUCAGAGCCAUGCCAAGUUAGUACAAAUAUUGCUUACCUUGAAUAGUUAAGUGUCACUGCACUGAAGUGUUGCUAAAGAUUUAUUUUUUCUGCGAGUAUAACCUGCCUCCUCCCUUUCAAAUUGCUCUGUUCGGCAAGAAAUGAGGACUAAAAACAAUUUCUUUUACAAGCAAGAGCAAUUCUGAUUGCUGCACCUCAAAAGUUAUUGUAGGACUGGAAUAGGUUCAGAAAAGAGAAAACAAAAUGAUCAAGGCUGGAACAACCCCUCCUACAUGAGGAAGGUUACAUUGGUUGGAGCAUUAACUUUAGAAAGAAAAUAUAGUGAGGGCAUUAAAAAGUUUUGCAUGGUAUGGAGAAAGUGGACAAGGAUAACUUUGCCUCCCACUCUCAUAAUACUAGAACUCAGAGCCAUUCACUGAAGCUGAAUGUUGAAAGCCUCAGGACAGAGAAAAGAAAGUACUUCUUCACACGGUGCAUAGUUAAACUCUGGGAUUUGCUCUCACUAGAUGUAGUGAUGGCCACCAACCUGGAUGGCUUUAAAAGGGUUUUAGACAAAGUCAUGGACGACAAAGGCUAUCCAUGUGUACUGGCCACAAUGCCUAUGCUCUGCCUCCAGUGCUGCUGGAAGUCACAAGUAGGUAGAGUGCUCUUGCACUCAUAUCCUGAUUAUGAGCUUUCCAGAGGAGGCAUGUGUUUGUCCAAUGUGGGAACAGAGUGAUGAACUCGGUAGACCUUUGAUCUGAUCCACCGGGCACUCUUUAUGUUCAUUGGAGUAAAGUACUCCCUUGCUUAACUUGUAGCGUGGGUCUGUGACAAAUGUCGCACACUCUCUCUCUAGGCUUUUGAUAGGGACUCUUCUUUUGCUCUUUAGAUCAGGGUGUGUAUGUACUAUAAAAUUUGCUGCUUGCUUAUAUUGUAGCUUUGCUGUCCGAAGCAGCAUCUGUAUAUUCUGCAACGUUCAUUUCAUGCAAUAAGCCAAACUAUUCCUUUUGCCAGAUAAUUUCUUGUGGGUAUAAGGUUAUGGGCAAACACAUAUUCAUAACAAACACACAUUGUAACUAUAGCAAAAGGUCCUAAACCUCUUGGUAGUGUUUGCAGGAGUACACAUAAGUGCAGGACAUCCAUGUGGGUUCAGACACACCUUGUCACACUGGUUCUGAGCACAGCCUUCCUGGUAGCUAAAAUAGCCAAACCAACAACACAUCUGUUUCCAAAGUGCUAUGAGGUGGGUGGGAAGGAAGGAACAGACUGUCAGUGAACUCAGGACCAUUGGUGUCACUGUGCUCAGGCAGGUGUUUGAAGUGGCAUAGGGCUAGACCGCAUGUAAACCUCCUUCAAAGCUCCAUCAAAGGUGGGGCUGGCGGCAGUUUCCUCCUGUAUUUACAGCUGCAGAGAGGGGUUUGACUCUGUACUCAAAUCUGUAGUCCAGCAGAAACACAGAACUCAUACAUUAACCAGUCUUUAUUCUGAAAGAAAAGUCGAGAGAGGAAUUGGCCUGUUUUUCUUGUGGGUGAUCCACUCAUCCCCACCGUUUGCAGUUUGACCAUUUCCCCCUCCCCAAACUAUGCUACUCAUUGCUAACAAAAGCAAGGAGGUAGUGAUGGUUUUAAUUUUCUAUCAUUCAUACAGGCUUUCUUUGGAAGAGCUAUGUUUGGCUGCUUCUAGAAGUAUUUCUCUAUGAGUCCACAGCUGUUCUAGCUGCUCGGCUUGUAUGCACACUGCAGUUCGCAGCAGGCCUUUCUCAAACUGCUGAUAGUUGAGGCAUCCCCCCCACCCUGGAAAGCAUUACUUUUAGAAGGAAACAAUACACACUUUCAUAACCCUCAGAAGAGCCCAAGCUCUGUGUUACUUGGCUCAUGCAGAGGUGCAGUGGGCAGCCUCCCCUGAAGGAGUUGUUUGUGGUGUUUCUGCACUCGGGAGUCUUUGGAUUGUUCAGUCACUCCCAUAUAGCCGAGUGGUCCAGCCAUCAGAAAAGGCUGAUAGAAAGGAAAGCAGAUUGGAGCAGCUGAUCUGGCAGGUGCCCAGCAGUAAUUUCUAGGGGUAGUGUGUUGGUAGCCCUUAAAUUUGAUUAUGAAAAUUGCAAAGACUUCUGUGGAAGCUUAACAAACUUCAUGCUUCUGCUUGGUCGUGGUAACGUAGGCCCAGGGACCUGAUCAUGAAAACGUGGGUAGUCCAAUAUCAUUUCUUCAAGAUACAUGGAAUUCCCCUAAAGUACAGCUACCUUGGGCCCUGUAACACUGUGCAUAAAAGCUUUUACUUCCUGGUGGUUCUCCCCACACCCUGCCCCAAAUUCAGUGAGAGAGACUAGUUGCUUCUGGCAUGUAGAGCAAGACUCCAGUGCCCUGCAAAACUGUGAAGUGACUCUGUGGUCUUGUGUCAGAGGUCUGCUUGGAACACAAAAGCUGCUCAAAGAUCAUCUUCUUGAAAGAGGAACAUGUAGAGGGGAUUAUCAUUGCUGACUCAGACCCAACUGAAAGCUCAGCAAGUGGUCCCCAAAGAGGACCGGUUCACCUAUGUGUUUGUCACUUGUGGAUCGCAGCAUCAAGUGUCUCUUUCAUGUGAGAGUUUGUCAGAACUUCCACCCAAGGAGUUCAUUUGUGUUCAUCGCUAUCAUUUCAGAUAGUGACAUCUAGAAAUGAGAAAUUAAGGCAUGUAUGUGCAUGUGUGUCAUAGUUCAGGGGUGGGGAUUUCUUUCAAAUUUCAUGGUCCAGGGCCAAAUUUCUUUGUGAGCAAACUUGGCGUCGGGGGGGGGGGGGUAUGCUAGUGGCUGGCAGAACCAGAGGCAAAAGUGGGCAGGCUGUAUUCCAUCCAUGCAAAAGUCAAUGGUUUCUGCACACUUACACCUCCAUAUCCAGGUAAGCAAGAGGCAUUGUUAGAGCACAAGGAUACAUUCCACCCAGGUAAAAACCCUGAAGGUGCAGAGCAGGACAUGGAGAGAGCCCUGAGGGCCAGGCAGAGAGACACAGGGCCACAUUUAGCCAAUGGGCCUGAGGUUCCCCACCCCUGCUGUAGUCUUUCUCACAGAGUGUUCCAGGCACCUGAUCUGCCCCCUGAUCUAGGACUUUGCCCUUAAAAUGCUGAGUUUGGGUGAGGAGCUCUUGGUAGGGACAGGUGUGUAGCCAGAAGUGUGGGAAGGGGGGAGGGAUUACGGAACAGAGGUAAACUCCAGCAAGUAUUUUGAGAGUGUUGCCAUUUAUUUUUGGAAUUCAGCCUCCGAUUAUGGCAUGAAACUGCCGAUCUUGCGAUCCAACCCAGAGGAUCAGAUUCUCUACCAGACGGAACGCUACAAUGAGGAAACCUUUGGCUAUGAGGUCCCCAUCAAGGAGGAAGGAGACUACGUUCUUGUGCUGAAGUUUGCUGAAGUCUAUUUUGCACAGUCCCAGCAGAAGGUAAAACAAAAAAGUACUUUGUUCUGGAAGGACUCCCUUGAGUAACACCCAUCAGUGGUUGGGUCAAGUGCCAGAGGCCUGCUGCUUUUGCCAUAUGAGUAUGUGGGACUCAAGCAUGCACACCUUUCACGACAUGGGAGUGCUUGCCUUCACUCUUCCAGCAUACAACAGAACUCAUGUCCCCCCCCCCCCGCCCCAAAAUGAAGUAUCCUGGAGUCACACACACAGAUGCUCUCUCGGCGGGGGGUGGGGGGUGGACCAGGACCUAUCAGCACCAUUUCUGCUGGUGGAAGUCACUGUUACCAGUUGGUUAACUGACCUUUGUCAUGGGAAUAUAGGAAGUUACUUUCUUAUGACCCAGGCCAUUUAGUUCAUUAGCAUGUACCCUGACUGGCCACAGCUCUCCUGAGCUUCAGACAGGGGUCUCUCCCAGACCGCCCUGGAGGCACCAUAGAUUGAACCAGGAACUUUCUACAUUCAAAGCAGAUGCUCUACCACUGAGCCAAGACCCUUCCUAUACAGUGUCAUCCAUUGCACUAGAGAUCAAAAGACAACCGUGUGUCCUUCCAGCUCUGAAAUAUGUUUUUGCUGCUGCUCUUUCCAGUCGGUUGUAUUGACAGGUUGUGGUUAUAGAAUUGUAGAGUUGGAAGGGACUACGAGGAUCAUCUAGUCCAACCCCUGCAAUGCAGGAAUCUUUUUGGCACUUGAACCCACGACCCCAUGACCCUGGGGCAGCCCUCUCACCCAACCCCCCUGGCUGCUAGAGGCCCUACCACUGAGUUCAGGCCCUUUCCCAUAAAAUAGAGACCUAUUUUACAAGCAAAACCAAAAGUUGCUUGUCUUCUUUAUUUGACCAGCUAAGGAAAUUGCUUUUCUGCCAAUAGAUGAGUUCCAGGUCUUGGCACAAACACACUCCUCCAGCUGAGAUACAAAAUCAGCCAGGCAGCAUCUCUCUUAGUUCAAUGACUGUUGGUAGCAUCACAUGUAGGCUUUUUUUGUUACACAGGAUUUUUCACUGGGCAGUAUGGAAAGACAUGGGAGAGACCCCUGCUUCCAUCCUCCCUAAGAAGUUUGUGUGAACUUGAAAAUUUGUAUGCUGCUACACCUUGAAAGAUGUCAGUUAGGCCUCUCUCCUGGCCCUGCACAGUAGCAAGGUCAGGAUGAUUUUCCUGCAUCGGCGUUCCUCCAAUCCAUAGCUUGUUGUCCUCCCAUCUUUGCUCCUAAUCUGACUUCUACUCUGCAAGAGGCCUCAUUCCUUUGCCAUAUUUCUUUCCAAAGGUUUUUGAUGUGCGCUUGAAUGGCCAUGUGGUGGUGAAGGACUUGGACAUUUUCGACCGAGUCGGACACAGCACAGCGCAUGAUGAGAUUAUUCCAAUUGGCAUCAAGAAAGGGAAGCUGAGCGUCCAGGGAGAGGUCUCAACUUUCACAGGGAAACUCAACAUUGAGUUUGUCAAGGUAAGAAAAGGCCAUUGCUCACAAGUGGCUUCUCUCUCUCUCUCUCUCUCUCUCUCUCUCUCUCUCUCACACACACACACACACACACACACACACACAAGGUAUGGAUUAGGAAGGUUCACUCAUUCCCUGGCCCAACUAUCCCCAGGAGGAGGCUUAGGCAAGAGCAGGUUUGAUUCGCAGUGAUGAUGGGUUUCGUCACGUUCUUGAUCCAGCCUCCCUUUAUUCAGGUAAAGGGCUACUAUUCAUGCCUUUUGAGAAAGGUCAAGUGCUGAACAUGGAGAAAUGUUUGUAGGGAGGUCAGAUCUGACGCAGUCUCUGCUGGCAAAGGUCCUGAACAUAAGAAGAGCCUGCUCAAUCAGGCCAAGGGCCCAUGUAGUCCAGUGACCUAUUCUCACAAUGGCCAACUUAUAUUAAACCCCCUAUGUCUAUGCCUAUGUUGAACCCCCAAGCAGGAUUUGAAGCAAGGGCUGCAAUAGGACUGCACCCCCAAGCUGUGUGGGCAAUCUUUCCCUUGACAUACUUCCCUUCCUAUGUCUGAGAGAAAAAUAUCCCUCUUUUAAAAGAUCAGAAAUCCUAUUGACAAUGGCAUGAUGUCAGUGAGUAAGCAAAUUUCCACAACAUUUGGACUAUCCAAAAUAGUCUUCCAGGGCCAGAUUAACAGAGAUUUAAGGAAUUUCACCCCUUUCCCAGAUGGAUUAAAAAGAAAACAAAAACAAAAAAGUAAAAUGUCUUAAUAAAAUGUGUUGACAUUAAGUGUCCUUACAUAACUUGGUUUACAAUUAUAUCUACAUGGAAUACAAGCAUGACAUGGAAGUAAAUCUUCAUAUGUUUGCUUGGAGUAUUUGUGCUCAUCUACUAACCAGAGUUCUCAAGGUGGCUUUCAAUAUGUGUUUUAAAAUACAACUAAACAAGCAAGAGGUACAGAGAUGUGUACAGGUUUUGCUCUUGGAUAUUCCACUUUCCGCUUUGCUGAAUUAUUUUGGGCCACGGCAGAUAUCAGAUGAAAUGGCUACUCUAUUUACUUCCAUGUUGUGGAAAUGGACUGUCCUGCUCAGUAACUGCCAGUUUGUGUGUCUAGGAGCUUCUGAGCACUGAGCCUUCAUGGCUCGCUCUUCAGAGCCUUACAUGUACAUAGAGAACCGAAUAGUUGCCCUGAGGCUGCGGAAGCCAAGAGAAGCAACCCAUGACUGCAGCUGUUAGGCAGUACAGGGGCCUAGGACUACUGGAAAGUUCUUUGUGUACACACACACACACACACACACACACACACACACAUCUGGCUCCUAGAUAGAGCAUCACAAGGGGGAAACAAUUCAACCAUUCUGGCUCCAUUCCACUAGCCAGGGAAGCAGCAUUCACCCCUGCCAAAAAGAAACACUGCCUGUAAUAUUUGGAUUGCAAAAAUGAAGAGAAACAUGUUCUUGCCUCUGGCACCAUCAGGAACCACAGCACCCCUUUCAGUACCCAUCAGCAAGGAGAGAUCAGCCUGGCUAUAAAUGCCUGCCUGCAUCUCAUCACUUUGUUCUGACAUUGUCCAGCUGGUCUCCAUCCUCUAUUUUCCCCCUCCACAUCCCUUUCCUUGGAUGUCUUGUCUCCCCCACCCCCUGUAAACCCAUGUUGACCAAAGCUUCUGUAUAUUACAGAAGGCACAUGGAUUGCAUGCCCAGAGGUUUUUGGCUCUGCAUAGCUGCAAAUAGAAACAUUUUAUGUGUAUCUAGUAAUCACAUGAAUUUGCACAUGAAUUUGUCUGUUAAAUCUUUGAAUGAGUAAGUUGAAAACUUGAUAUAGAUCAGUGCUUUUUUAUUACAGUAGUACCUUGGUUCUCAAACUUAAUCCGUUUCGGAAGUCUGUUCCAAAACCAAAGCAUUCCAAAACCAAGGUGCGCUUUUCCAUAGAAAGUAAUGCAGACGUUUAAAAACAAUCCCUAAAACAGCAAUUUAACAUGAAUUUUACUAUCUAACAAGAUCAUUGAUCAAUAAAAUGAAAACAAUAAUCAAUGUACAUGAUAAAAAUUAUUACUUUUUCUUACCAGCACUGAUGAUAGUCAUUGUUUGGAUGGGGGGCUUUUAUCCAUUUCAGCAGUCACAAUCAAUCAAUCAAUCAAUCAAUCAUAAAACGAAGAACAAACCACAGUCACAAAAACAAAAAAGCCACAAAAACGCAAAAAAGAUUAGCAAAAACUAAAACACCAAAUAUAAGCUCCAAAUACCACCUCAGAACACUGCAAUUGGAAAUGGAAGGUUUUGAUUACGGGGGGGAGGGGGGACACAAAUUAGCAGCCCAACCGUGAAAAUGGGAGGGAAAAGGCUUUGAUUACAAUGGGGGGACGCAAAUUAGCAGUGCAACAGUGAAAACGGAAGCUCAGGAGCACAUUCAGCUUCUGAAGAAAAGUUUGCAAACCAGAACACUGAAUUCCAGGUUUGCAGCAUUCAAGUUCCAAGUUGGUCGGGAACUGUGCUGUUCAAAAACCGAGGUACCACCGUACUUUAAAUCAGUGGUUUAUUGGAAGUGUUACUGAAUUUGGGAACCCUUGCCUUCCUCAAAUUUGAAUGUUCCCCUAAUAUUCAAACUUGGAUUCCCCCUCCCUUUUUUGCCAUUCAGACCCAUAGAUUUCAAAUACUUUAAACUUAACUUUGUUUUUGUUGUAAAUAAAGGUCUAAUUUUUAAAGGAACUGAUGACUUCAAACUGUUUUUUUAUCUUAUUUAGUCAUUCAUUCAUUUCAAGUAUUUAUAUACCACUCAAUAUUCAGAAUUUCUAAAACUGGUAUGGUUUAUAUGAAUCAGCAUUGUAGACAAUUUUGGAGUAGCUGACAGAGAAUGAAGCUCAUCUCUGCUUCCUUCUUUCUUUACAGGGGUACUAUGAUAAUCCAAAAGUCUGUGCACUAUACGUCCUCCGGGGAACAGUGGACGGUAAGUUUAUUUCUUAUAACCCCUCCAAUUUUAACCUCCUCCUGGUCACCAGUUGCCUUUUCUGUUACUGCAGUCAAAAAGUUUGCUCAAGUAAGACCCUAUUCCUCCCUUAGACCCCAUUCUAUGACACCCUCAUAGGAACAAAGGAAAGCUUCAACUUGCCCCUGGUAGAGGUUCUCAGUACAGUGGUGCCUCGCAAGACGAAAUUAAUCCGUUCCGCGAGUCUCUUCGUCUUGCGGUUUUUUCGUCUUGCGAAGCACGGCUAUUAGCGGCUGUUAACGGCUUAGCGGCUUUAAGAAAAAGGAAACAAACUCGCAAGAACUCGCAAGACGUUUCGUCUUGCGAAGCAAGCCCAUGGGGAAAUUCGUUUUGCAGAAUGACUCAAAAAACGGAAAACUCUUUCGUCUUGCGCGUUUUUCGUCUUGCGAGGCAUUCAUCUUGCGAGGUACCACUGUAUUCUGAGUAUCUGUGUCUGGGGAGCAACAGUGGGAGAGAGCUUUUGCUGUUGGGCUUUCCAAGAGGUAUCUGGAUGGCUAUUGUGGAGAAAUUAGUCCGGCAUCUGGUAGGCGUUUUGAUGUGGUCCAGCAUGGCUCUUCUGCAUCCUUGUGGAUCUUGCAGGACAUUCUCUGAUUUGGACCAAUUUCCAUCUGUGCAUCUCUGUACAGACACCCACAUUAGACAAAUGUUGCACCAACAAACAGAGAUCUCUCUGCUUAGAAUAAAUGAUGUGUGGCAACAUUCUUACUAAAUGUGAAUUUAUUUGGCAGCAUUCAUGAAUAUUUGGUAUGUUUGGUACAAAUAUGAACCUUGAAUUCUACUGUGGAAUAUAUUUUACACCACUCAUUCUUCUUUAAUCUUUCUCUAAUUAUUAUGAUUAUUAUUUUAUUGUCUUGUGGUUUUAUUUUUCCUGUUUCAAAGACUUUUUUUUUUUAAGCAAGCAAUAUACUGAAGACCAAAUGUUUUUAAAUGGAAAAAAUUAAAAGAACGCUAAUUAAUUUGCAGGAUUUACAUGCAAAGUCAGUGUCGGGUAGUAAUUAAUCCCCAAUAAGCUCGCUAUAUGAAGAGUCUCAAAAGUCUCUCUUGCUAAUUAUGUGUUCUUUUAAUGUUUAAAAAAGUAUUAAACUUCAAAAAAGAGAAAAGAUUAAAUGAUAUGGUUCAGUGUUAACCAGUUUGGAUGGCAAAACUUCAGUUUUUGCCAAAUUUGGAAUAAUUUUGGGAAACAGAGUGGUUUUCCUGAAGUCGGAGAAGGUUUUUCUAGGACACUCCAGUUGGCUUUGUUCUGCGUACAUCACAGACCCUGGCAUUUCUCCUUCUCUUCCCUCCCACAGAUGUCCCAAAGCUACAGCCCCACCCCGGCCUGGAGAAGAAAGAAGAGGAGGAAGACGAAGAGGAGUAUGAAGAAGGCUCCAGCACUAAAAAGCAGACCAAUAAGAACCGGGUCCAGUCAGGCCCCCGCACACCAAACCCCUAUGCCUCGGACAACAGCAGCCUCAUGUUCCCUAUAUUAGUGGCCUUUGGUGUCUUCAUUCCUACCCUCUUCUGCCUGUGCAGGUUGUGAAGGACGAGACUGCAAGGCCAGUGGCAGGCCAGAGGGGAGGAGUUGGACCAAGCGCGGAGGCUGUUUCGGUUUCUCAUAAUUUAAGGAAAAUUUUAAAAGGUUUGUUAAGGAGCAGCAGGUACAAUAAAGGGCAAGUUUGCAUCAUCCUCUUUGAGGAAGGCAGCCUUCACCUACCCACCCUCGCAGCAACUGCCGCCUCCUUGAGCCACCCAGCUGCACCAUGAGCCGCCACCUUUCUGGUCCAGAGAAUCUUGAAAGCAAAGCCUGGGUAGUUCUGGCUCUAAGAUGCAGAUGAACUAUCUUCCCAGCGAACAGCAGGAUGGAGGGGCAAGGGCGAGCAGCAGGGAGAACGAACAGGGAGGGGCACGUCUCCAAAUGUUGGCAUGAAGAAGCAGACUUUGCCAUCACACAGCCUUGGCUGGAAUAAUCCACGUUUGUGCUAGGACUGCUUGCGGGGGUGGGGAAAAUAGGCUGGCUUUUUGACUCCUGCUGAAAUGUUUGUAACUCAACCCAUGGUACUUCUUUUCUUUUCUGAAAGAGAGAGAGGCUCCCCCUUGCUGUUUGGGUAGAAAGGCUUUUGGUGACUGGAGCAGGAUGAACAGGUUGGUCUUGUUCAGCUGCCCUGCCUGGGAGAAAUGUUUUUUCCAUGGUCACUGCAGCUUCUGACCGGCCACUCUGGAAAGGCUUAAGCCUCCAGAGGGCAGUUUCGAGAAAAGAAACAGAACCCUUUGUUUGUCCCUGAAUGGUUCCCACUUCCCAUUUGCUUGUCCUUGGGGGAUUUCCUCUAAUGCCCCAUCAAUUGUUGCUUUAAAUGUCCCUCUAUUCUAAUGCACGUGCGUGCACACACGCGUACACACACACCUGUUUUGACACUCAGGACCCCUUUCCAUUCUGCAUGUCCCUGAUGAGAACUUGGUAUGUAAAGAUUGGAGUUCUGGCAAAGAUUUAGGAUCUUUUUGAUUUCCUUGGUGGCCUUUUAAUCUCCCUUGUUCCAGGAGACCUACCACCUUUUGAGCUGAAGAAGGCAUUUUUUCAUUUGUUUUUAGGAGCACCAGCGCAGGGAGACCUCUGUCACAACUUGUCUCCAUGCCCCUGGACCUCCUUGAAAUGCUUCAGUUGUGUUAUGUUUGUGUAUUUGUGUUUUUAAAUGGACUUGAAAAACCAAGUGCCAGUGUUUUGUUUUUGAAUUAUCAGGUGUAUCUCACUUUCACUGGUUUGCUGGCCACCAGUUUCUGGUUGUUUCUCUCCCCCCCCCCCCAAUUCUGGGAGAUUAACAUUAACAGUCUGAAAUAGCCCUUAAAGAAAGGAGUACCAUCCCGAGAACUGCAGGUUGUAUAGUGGCAAAUCCUGUGCAGCCAGAAUAUUUGCGAUGCACUGUGAAAGGAUGAGCCAAGUAGGUAUCUUCUCCUUUCCUCGUUUUGGGGAGGGGGUUUCAGAAUAUGACCAAGAGAGAUGCCCACCUUAACCUUUUGUGGUAUAGGAGAGAGCUGUCAUAUUGACCUGGAUUGUGAUCAGUUUUCAGUGACACCUACAUCGCAGGGCCUGUCUGAUUCCCGCUUCCCGGUGAAAACAGGGAGAAUUAUUUAAAAUCUGUACAUUGGGUUCUUGUGGCUUUCUGGUUUUCCAUUGCUAUGACAAGAGAGUGAGAAUUGGCAGUCCAGUUCAGGGACAAAACACCAUAGAGAAAGGCCUUUCAUGGGGAAACUAAACAGAGGGCGCAUCUCCAGUUGUUGGCUUAAAGAAGCUGAUUUCGCUUUUUGUCUUGUCUUUCUGCACAGUGAAGAUUCUUGCAUAACUGUGAACUGGGCAUUAGUUGGCACUUGGCAACUGGCAAGGCUGGAGCCCCCCUUGCACCCAUUUUUUGCAGGCAAUCUUUCUCCUCAUGUCACCAGCCGAAGUGGUCUUGCCUAGACCAACCAUUGUGGCUGAUCCAGACUGUCGCCUCUUCAUUGUGCUCCUUCCCUGUACCCUUAUUUCCCUCUGCUCCAAACACACACACAAUAAACUUCCUGCCAUUUCCUUAAACAGUCACUUGAGGAUGUCUUAGUAUGUGGCUGGCAGCUUUUUUGUGUCCUCUGUCCUGCAGUCCUUGGCAAGACUGGCCUAGUUUUGGGAGCCUUGAGCCCUGAGCAGCCUCCUUCACCCCUUCAGAGUGCAGAAGUUUGCAGUUUGUUACUAUAAGUUGUCCUGUGUUAACAGUUGGGGCAUAUGCGCCCCUUGAGGUCCUCUGCUGAUUUCCUCCCAGGUACAGUCUCGAUGGGGAAAUUGUAUCUGAAAGGGGCCUUUGUUUCACAUUGCCAAUAAAUGCAUUAAACUCAACCAGAUACUUCUUUUCCUCCACCCAAUCAUUAGCUGCUUGGCUUAAAGGAGAGCCUGUCCAGAUUCAGCCUCCUGCUGCGUCUUUGGCCCCAGUGAAUGCUGCUUCUCCUCUUUCACCACCACCCGUCUGCCCAGUUUUUGUUCUCCGUGGUUGUUGAGCCUCAUCUAAACACAUAACUGCAGAUACUGGCAGGGAUGUGGAAUAAUCCCUGGUCUUGGAAGCCGGGUGUCCCAUUGCACUGCCAUCCUGCUGUUUACUCCUUCCAUCUGCCCCUUCUCCCAGCACUAGAGCUUGCUUUAUGGAGCAGGGAAGCAGUGCUGUGUCUUUUCAAUCCCAGCUCUUUCCCAAAGGGUUUGAUUUGAACUCAGCCACAGUUAGGUCAGGCUGGCUUAAUCUCUUCACAGCAGGAAGAUGGGAUGUGAGCUCAGGUACAUGGCCUUGAGUGUGGGUGGCUGCUUUUGUCUUCAUACCAUUCGUGCGUUAUGAUCCUGCAUAUUUAACUUCCUUUUUGACAGCUGCUUAUUUCUGGGCCCAUUUGGGGCUGACAGAUAAACAGAACUACUAGCAUGUCAUGAAGGCAGCCUGAUUCCUUUAGAAUUGCAGGAUUCCAUCCUAGGCAGGGCAUCUUAUGUCCUCUGAGGGUCAAAGCAGGGUGAAGUGCAGGUUUAACCUCUCCCAGAACAAGGCCAGAGUUUAAGAAAAACUGCAGCUAGUACAGGGUUCAAGCAAAAUGGUGCCACAGGAGAAGAGGACCAUGCAGCAAGUCCUCUGCCUGCCAGGUAACUCAUUGAUAGCGUUGGCCUUCCCCAACUUAUUGCCCUCCCCCCAGAUGUUUUGGAGCCCCACUCCCAUCAGACCCAGCAUCCUACGACUGUACUGGCUGAGGCUGAUGGAAGUGGGAGUCCAGAACAUUUGGAGGGCAACAGUUUAGGGCCAAGUUCCCACUACCCAGUAGGAACUUACAAACCCACUUUCAUCCCCUUUUCUCUCCAGCCCUGGACCUUCUUGCCUUGAGGACACUGAUGGGUACUAACCGCCUCCCUGAAUGUGUCUGUGUUCCCAUCUGUUUCAUUAAGAGGGAAAGAUGCCAUUUGAUGUAAGGCAGGACUUGAAAUGUAUGCAGUGUGGUUGAGCAGGAUUUGGUGGUGAGGUCAGAAAUCGGUCCUUGCUACAAGAGAACUUGCACGCAGCGAGGAAAUGAUGUGAUUUUGUUUCUCUCCCCUAUAUUCUUGAAGGUUCUCAAAGGCGAUAGAGUACUGGCUGAUUCAAAAGCUCUCCCACUAGAAAAAGAUUCAGUGAGAGGGCUAAGAUUGUCUUGAGAGUCCCAUGCUUGGGAUAUGAAAAAUGAUCUGGUCACUUUCCCAACAAAGACACCCUCGGCUCCAGUGGCUGUGCAAUGAAAAGUUUGGGUUUGCCGAAUGCUGCCCUUGCUUCGGGAGAUCUGAGAAAGAGCUCCUCUGAUAAGCUUGCUCUUUUUGAAUUAAGUUGCAAUAAGACAACUUGGGCGCUUUCUUCCUUUCCUAAUGUUUGGCAUCUAAGAGGUAGCAGUGAGUUGCGCUAUUUUAUUUUAUUUUUAUUUUGGAGGACGUUGCAGGUGGAAACCGAAGGAAUGCCAAAGUUGAAUCUUAUGUCUCUCCAUCUUUUUUGUGCCUUCUUUAUUUUUCAGGUAGUGAAAUGACAACAGGUUCUGCUUGUAAUGAAGCUUCUGUUCUAAGGAACUUCUGUUUCCUCUUUUUCAAACAGACAAAUGUGUGUGGGAUGGGUGGGAAAGCAGUCUCCUGUGAACCAGACAUUCCUCAUUUACAAAUGCAAAAACCCAGGGGAAGUUCGGCCUCUGUGCAUCUUACUCCAUGCAUUGUCAGGAAAUGCUGGUGAGCUAGGGAGAGCUUCCAUUCUUACUGUUCAAGUUUAGUUGUGCUUCAGAAAAGGCAAACUGGCAGAUGCCACAAAGCACAUCUAAACCUGAACUGUAGAAUGGAAGCUUAAUUCCUCAGCAGUUCCAAAUGUCUUCUCAGUAGAACCCUCUGGACCAGCCUUCGCCAACCUGGUGCACUUCAGACACGUUGAAAUGCAUCUUGCAUCAGUCCCCAAUGGGAACUUGUGCUCCAAAACAUCUGAUGGGCACCAGUUAGCAAAAGUUACCAUAAUAUAAUCCCUAACUAUUGGGCAAUCUGGUUGGGACUGAUGGGAGUUACAGUUCAGAACACCUAGAAGGCAUCACUUUGGGAAAGGCUGAUCUGAACAGUCAUUGAUCGAGACUAUCCCGAUCUACAGCCGGGACUUGGCAUCAGUUCAGAGCAUGCAUAUUUAUAUUCAGUGCCUGUCAAUGGUUGGGCUUUCAGAAUUGUUCUACCCCUAUGUUGGAUUCUUGUAUUGCAGGUACUGGGUUAGAGCAAAAUGGUAGAAGAGAAGCAUGGGGCCAGCCUUCUGCCUCCCAGGUGAUUUGAUGUUAAUGCCCAGUUCUACAAGGCACUGGGAUUUGCUAGCACUCCAUGCUGUGACAGUAGGCAAGACUUCCUCCCCAGCACCUUGCAUUGUCUUAGCACUAAUACAUGCCCUCCUGGCAGGUAGAGCAGGUUGGCGCAAAUGCCCUUACCUGUGCUGGGACACAGCUAUGAGAGUUUGCUGUUUUGUGAGGCAGUUUCAGACUCCUCCUUAUAGGCACCAUCUCUUUCAGCAUGUUGGGAGCAUGUUGUUCCCAUAUCAUCCUGAGAUCACGGUGCAGUCAUAUGAUUGGAUUGAAACAGAAUCCUCUUUAAGUGCACCAUGAAUCAAAGCAUCCAGAAAAUGAGAUGAAGCUGUUGGAUCAGGCAGCCUGGCUUUAUAUACGCUGAAGAGAAAACGAGGGUCAGGACUUGGGAAAGAAACCAGUCGCAAAAGUGUUAGGGCAGAUCCACACCUGUACAUUUGAAGCACAUGACUUCCUCUAAAGGGUCCUGAGAACUAGUUUCCCCCUCUCACAGAGCUACAAGUCCCAGCGCCUUUAAAGUCAUGUGCUUUAAAUAUGCAUUGGAGGUCCUUUAAAUGUAUGAUAUGCAUCUGUUCUUGGUCUCCAAGACAUCCACAAGAGUAAAACCAACUGUGAGCCUCUGAGCCUAAGCUUUUCCAAGGAUAGCGUUGGAUGCAGAUUAAAACAUUGCUUCUUUCUUCAGUAAUGACUGUUCAACAUAAGCUUGCAGGGUCAAAAUACUGUCUGAACUUGCAAAUGUUCUCUCCCCCAAACCCAAUCGGGAACAAGAGGAAGUUUUAGUCAAUAGACUAUUGUCUUGGGGUCUGGCACUUCCUGAUCUUAGCUUAAGGAAGAAGGAGAGUGUGUUUAAAGGCCACUGGAACUCAUGACCAUUGCAGCAGCAGCACCAAAACAUUUUCAUCAUGAUCGCAACUGCUGGCAUUAGCAUAGAGCAGUCUUCACCAACCUGGUGCCCUUCAGAUAUUUGGGGCUAUAUUCCCCAUGAGCACAGCUGUGCUAGCUUGAAGCCGAUGGGAGUUUUAGUCUGAAAAUCUGGAGGGCACCAGGUUGGGUAAGCUGUUGUAGAAAGGAUCUCUGCCAGAGCUGGGGAGAUACUUAUAGUUAAACAUUAGAGAAAUGGUUUUGAAGAGGUAAGAUUAUUUUAUGGGGUGUUGCGUAUGCCUUGUCCGUUUGGAAAGGGCCAGUGUUGAUCAAAUGCUCCCCCCCCCCUUAAUUACUGUCCCUUCUUCCCCCCGCCUUGGGCAGAUGCUUUAUUCUAACAAACUGAAGUGCUUUCCACCCUCCCAUGGAUGCUUUUAUGUUCUGGUACCUUGACUAUCUCGCAAAAGAUCUCUCUCUUGAGGAGGAAAUCGUGGGUGUGUCAGUGUUGUCUGCAAUUAAGGAAAGGUUUUACAGAAACGGUCUGCCUGCAGCCUGUUCCCUUAGAGGCUGACUGCUUUGUAUGGGUCUAGAAACACAGAAAAUCUCAGACCGGGAAUUCUUAAGGCAUCCUUAACCGCAGCCUCUUUCCAGAACUCCUGGGGCAAGUUGCCCCAGUCCUUGAGGUUCAUCACCCGCUCCCCCACAAAGCUUCCUGACUGCCCAGGGAAACCUGGUGUCUGAAGGACUGAGUGAUGGGAAGGGAGAAAAGCAGGAAAGAAGACUAAUAGUCUGUAGGGCCAGCUGGGGAGGCUUUAAAAGGCUAUGCAUGCCUUCUUUCACUGGAAAAAACUUGUGUCUGAAAAAACGAAUAACUUGUGUCAUGAGUGCAGUGAAGAUCCAGGAGUAGGUUAGUGGCCUCUGACAGGGACUAUUUUUGUCCUUCUUUAUUAAACACAUCCUGGAAUGCUCCUGUGCCUUUCACAUUUACAUGGGGUGAUCUUUGGGGUGCCUUUAGGGAGUGCUUUCUGUUACUCCAGAGGAAAGGCCAUUUUCCUCCCUCCCCACUUUACUUCCUAAGCAGGUAGGGUCAAAGUUAGACGCCUGUCCUGUCCAUCAGUUGUUCAGCAAGAUUAUACUCUUUAUCACUGUUAAAGCAGGUGGGAACUUUGAACUCCUGCAGUUUUCAGAUGAUUGAGGCCCAUCUUGCUUUACCAUGCUGGGAUCCUAUUAAUCUCUCCCACAACACACAUGAAGCUUGGAUCUGUGCCUCUGCUUACUUAUGAGGCAUUGAUGUGCUUUCGGGCAGCUGAUCCCCUGGGCUCUUAGGACAAGCCAGAUGUAAGCUUGAAGGUUACAAGCCUAAGAUUUAUGGAAUCAGUUUCUGUACUGGUAGUUCUGUAACUUCAAAGUUAAUUCCUGAUUUUGAAGGAGGGUUGUCUUUAACCAUCUCUUGCUUUCUAUGUCUAAUCAUCUGCAGCUUUUCUUAUUGGUGUAUGUUUUGUUUUUGAAUAACUUUGGGCAAAGGGUAAAAAGCACAGGUGUGUGUGUGUGUGUGAUUGUACUGGCUUUGCAAAAGGACUACCCCCCAAAAAAAUUCCUGGGGAAGUGGAACAGGUAUGAGUGAAUUAUUCUUGCUUUAUUUCUCUUCUCCCCAUUUUCACCCCUGAUACAUUUAGCUGGUUGGGUUUUUUUUUAACAAAUAAAAUUUUCUUGGGUUUACUUUUCUUUCUCCCAGGAUGUCUGGUUUGAGGGAAAAUGUUCAGAAAUCUACUGGCUGGCAGUUUUAACCAGCAGUGUGUUUAAAAAUAAAUAAAAACAAAAUUAUAUUGUCACUCAAA
Podarcis lilfordi (Lilford's wall lizard) is the source of this 20647-nucleotide messenger RNA. NCBI's taxonomy places the organism in Eukaryota, Metazoa, Chordata, Lepidosauria, Squamata, Lacertidae. The record is from the annotation of a GenBank genome assembly.